Vicia faba (fava bean) is the source of this 405-nucleotide messenger RNA. The record is from the annotation of a GenBank genome assembly. Lineage: Eukaryota; Viridiplantae; Streptophyta; Magnoliopsida; Fabales; Fabaceae.
AUGAUGAGAACAGAGAGGUUGAAAAAAGGCACCGAGGUUUCCGAGAAAGGAAUUAUUGAAACAUUUCAUACUGAGGAGGAAGCACUUGAUGCCGCAGACAAUGAGGGUUUUUCCAAUAUCAUUGACACUUAUGGUGGAUGGGGUGCACAUGGUGGUGGUGCUUUAUCUAGAAAGGACCCAUCUAAGGUUGAUAGGAGUGGAGCUUACAUUGUGAGGCAGGCUGCUAAGAGCAUUGUUGCAAGUGGACUUGCAAGGAGAGCCAUUCUGCAAGUCACAUAUGCUAUUGGCGUGCCUGAAUCUUUGUUUAUCUUUGUUGACACAUAUGGAACAGGGAAGAUACCUGUUGGAACAUGUCCAUGUUCCAAUAUGAUGAAUUUAAAAAUUUCUCAAGUCCCACAAUGUUAG